AAUAAGAUCACAUGCCAAAUUAGUGGUUGCUCAUUGACGCGUUGAUUUUAGACCAUCAUGUCGUCUCAGACCUCCUCUCCAUCGUCUUCACCACCACCUUCUAGGCUGGGAACAAGCGUUGCUCCCAGCACUAUUAGCACUGCUGCGUCCAGUCCACCACCAACUGACUCCAAUAUGAUGUAUGAGGGAGAGCUGAAAGAAGAAGACGCGCUUGAAAAUCGAUCCAACUCCAUUUCAAUGGACGAAACAGAUGUCGAUGCGCGCUAUGAGCGACUCAACUACGUUCUCGAGAAAUCUGCAAUCUUUUCGAAAAUGCUCAAGCAGUCAAUGGAUAAUGCAAACAGCAAGAUGCUCGAUCAACCGGACGCUAGCACUUCUAAAGUCAACCCUGGCAAGAAGCAAACGAGACGCAGGAAAGGCCGAAAGCACGCAAUAGUUGAGUCAGAAGAAGAGGAAGAGGAGGAAGAGUCUCUUGUAAGCAAACGGAGGAAAAUUUCGGAAACGAGUGAAGACGCGUCUCAAGUAAUACGGCAACCUUCCCUCAUUACGGGGGCUACCUUGAAACCGUACCAACUUGAAGGGCUGCAAUGGAUGGCAUCCUUACAUACCAAUGGAAUAUCAGGAAUCCUAGCUGACGAAAUGGGUCUAGGCAAGACUCUUCAAACAAUCGCUUUUAGCGCUCAUCUUCGAGAGCUUGGCGUUGCAAUGCCCUUUCUCAUUGUGUGUCCCCUUAGUGUUUUGCAUAAUUGGAUUGAUGAGUAUGCCAAGUUCGCGCCAGAAAUUCCUGUAUGCAUGUAUCAUGGUACUCCCGCGGAAAGAGCUACUCUUCGCCGGGAAGUUCUACGUAGUGAUCUAUUUCCAAUCAAGAAGACUCAUGGAAUAGCUGAUGAAUCAAAACCGCCCGUGAAACCAGGGAGGGGAAGGGGAAGAGGGCGUGGUGUUACUCGUAAAUCUGCUGCUUCCAGGUCGAAAAAGAUGGAAAAGGAUAUCGAAGAAGAAGUGAUGACUCCCGAAGAAACUAAGCGAGCCCUCAAGUUCCCGGUAGUUGUCACAACGUACGAAAUGAUAAUAAAAGACAGGGCCCAACUUGCAGGAUAUAACUGGGGAUACAUCGUUGUGGAUGAAGGUCAUCGAUUAAAAAAUCUCGAUUGUACUCUCACGCGCGAGAUCAAGAAAUACCCAAGUGCCUCCAGAAUGAUUUUAACAGGCACUCCUUUGCAUAAUAAUCUUGCUGAACUGUGGUCCCUCCUCAAUUUUGUUCUCCCUGAUAUCUUCAACGAUGUCGACUCUUUCCAAUCGUGGUUUAAUGUGCCAACGAUGCAAACAUCUCUUGGUAAUGACCGCACUGCUCACAUCAUCGAGUCAUUGCACGCCAUCCUGAAACCCUUUUUACUCCGUCGGCUCAAAUCCGAUGUGGAAACAAGUCUUCCACCGAAAAAGGAAUAUGUUCUUUAUGCGCCUCUCAGUAUAACUCAACGAGAGGCAUACGAUAAGGUCCUAGAUGGCACCCUAAGGGCUUAUCUGAUGCAAAGUAAGGAGGAAAACAAGGGAGCCGACGAACUUCUCCCCGAAGUUGACGGUCCAAGAAAGCUUCGAACGCAGACAAAUAAGGGUCGGCCAAGCUAUCUUGUGGAAGAGGACGAUGAUGUCUAUUUCAAAAACUUAGAGACGGGAGAAAACGAACGUCAACAGGCAGAAAGGGAAGCUGAUCUCACACAACUUAGAGAAACACAUCGAAAAGAUCUAGCACGAAAGAAGGUCAACAAUAUGAAGCUGCAGAAUACAGUGAUGCAACUUCGUAAAGUCUGCUCUCAUCCAUUCCUGUUCGAUUGGCCUGUUGAUCCGACCACUUUGCAACCGAUACUUAACGACGAAUUAGUGGCAGCAAGUGGAAAGAUGAUGGUACUUGAUCGUCUCCUUACAGAGUUGUUCAAACGCAAACACAAGGUGUUACUGUUUAGUCAAUUCACAACCAUGCUUGAUAUUAUAGAGGAUUGGGCGCGGGAGCUUAAAGGUUGGAUAAUCUGUCGUAUUGAUGGUUCAAGCUCCCCAGUAGAACGGCGAGAACAGAUGUCUGCAUUCCAGACUGGAGGCGAUUCACCCGGGGCGCCUCAUCUGUUCUUGCUAAGCACAAGAGCAGGUGGCCUUGGAAUUAAUCUGGUGGCAGCCGAUACCGUCAUUUUCUAUGACCAGGACUGGGUAUGUUCUCAUUCCUCAAUCCUCCUUUCGAUAAGUGAACGUCCUUCCAAGAACCCACAAAUGGACGCACAAGCUCAGGAUCGUGCUCAUCGUAUUGGCCAGACGAAACCCGUUCUUAUAUACAGACUGGUCAGCGCGCACACGAUCGAGACAAAAAUCAUGCAACGGGCUACAGAGAAACGUCAAUUAGAAGCACUUGUCAUUGCCAAAGGUAAAUUUCGAAUGCCCAGUGCAGCUGCUCAACGUGGUGGCAAAAGCGAAACUAUUGCGGAGAUGGCUGCUUCUCUUCUCCGGCUUGAAGGAGAGAAGAUUGACGUGGUCCCAAACACGAACGAAGGGAAGGCUAAUGUCCUGACCGACGAAGAUUUGGAUUCGCUGCUAGAUCGUUCACCCGAAGUCUUCACUGAUAGAGGCAAAGGAUGGACGUCGGCGAAUCCACCCGGGAAAUCUGUUGUUGAAAGUAGCAAGAAAGCUGCGUUUGCGGUUUACGACGCUCCAGCUGAUGAGGGGAAUGAUGCUUUAGCAAUGAUGCUCGGGGAAGAUGAUUCAUAGAAUGGUGGAUGAGGGAGGCCUCGAUGAGUAUAAAUGAGGA
Lentinula edodes (shiitake mushroom) is the source of this 2791-nucleotide messenger RNA. Its product is annotated as SNF2 family N-terminal domain-containing protein. Gene Ontology annotation, molecular function: ATP-dependent chromatin remodeler activity; ATP binding; DNA binding. Gene Ontology annotation, cellular component: nucleus. The coding region runs from base 58 to 2751 and encodes 897 amino acids. NCBI's taxonomy places the organism in Eukaryota, Fungi, Basidiomycota, Agaricomycetes, Agaricales, Omphalotaceae. The transcript is spliced from 11 exons. The record is from RefSeq and is a predicted model, not a curated record.